Oncorhynchus tshawytscha (Chinook salmon) is the source of this 2364-nucleotide messenger RNA. RefSeq names its product apelin receptor B. Gene Ontology annotation, biological process: G protein-coupled receptor signaling pathway; immune response. Gene Ontology annotation, cellular component: membrane. Bases 199 to 1305 code for a protein of 368 amino acids. Gene Ontology annotation, molecular function: G protein-coupled receptor activity. NCBI's taxonomy places the organism in Eukaryota, Metazoa, Chordata, Actinopteri, Salmoniformes, Salmonidae. The transcript has a single exon. The record is from RefSeq and is a predicted model, not a curated record.
GGCUGCCCAGCGCUGUGACACCAGACCUGAAAUCACCCUCGACUGGUCAGGACCUAUUUUAUGCGCUUUUUAUGAACUUCUUGCACACGGAUUUGGACCAAGUUUCUAAUUGCUUCAUAAACCUAUCCAUUGAUCAACAUUAUUUUACCUGAUAAAAUAAUAUACAUUUUUAAAGAAGAAAAGGAUACUCUAAGAAGAAUGGAGAAGUGGACAACCCCUGAAUACUAUGACUAUGAUUAUGAAGAGCAGGAGAACAGCACCAUGUGUGACUACUCUGAGUGGAAGCCUUCCUACUCAGUCAUCCCAGUCCUCUACAUGCUCAUCUUCAUCCUGGGUCUCUCUGGCAACGGUGUGGUCAUCUUCACUGUGUGGAGGGCUCAGGCCAAGCGCCGGUCAGCAGACAUCUACAUAGGCAACCUGGCCAUGGCUGACCUGACCUUCGUGCUGACUCUGCCACUGUGGGCAGUGUACACUGCAUUGGGCUACCACUGGCCCUUCGGUGUGGCCCUCUGCAAGAUCAGCAGCUACGUGGUGCUGCUCAACAUGUACGCCAGCGUCUUCUGCCUCACCGCCAUGAGCUUUGACCGCUACCUGGCCAUCGUGCACUCUCUGUCCAGCACCCAGCUGCGUACCCGUGGCCACAUGCAGGCCUCCCUGACGGCCAUCUGGCUCCUCUCCGGCCUACUGGCUGCCCCCACACUCAUCUUCCGCACCACCAAGAAUGACGAGAGCAGCGACCUCAUCUCCUGUGGCAUGGACUUCAGCCUGGUGUUGGGUGAGGGUAAUCAAACAAUCAGUCAAUCAAAUGAAUUGAAGCAGAAGGAGUCCAUGUGGAUUGCAGGGCUCAGCAUCUCCUCCUCUGCCCUGGGCUUCCUCCUACCCUUCCUGGCCAUGAUGGUGUGCUACUGCUUCAUCGGCUGCACCGUGACACGCCACUUCAACAGCCUGCGUAAGGAGGACCAGAGGAAGAGGCGUCUGCUGAAGAUCAUCACCACCCUAGUGGUUGUGUUUGCUGCCUGCUGGAUGCCCUUCCACGUACUGAAGAGCGCUGAUGCCCUCUCCUACCUGAACCUGGCUCCAAACACCUGUGCCUUCCUCCGCUUCCUCCUGCUGGCCCACCCUUAUGCUACCUGCCUGGCCUACGUCAACAGCUGCCUCAAUCCCUUCCUGUAUGCCUUCUUCGACCUGCGCUUCCGUUCCCAGUGCCUCUGUCUGCUCAACCUGAAGAAGGCCAUGCACACCAGCCCCGGCAGCUCCAUGUCCUCCCAGAAGACAGAGGCCCAGUCGCUGGCCACUAAGGUGUGACGUUUAUGCUGGGGUCAGGGCAUGGAAGAGGGAUGCCAGCCAGAGGGAAUAGGUCUCUAGCUGCCUUUUCCUGUCCUGCCUCCAUCGUCACCUGAACACUACAGGUAAAUGUAAGAUUUCAGAGGUGCAUGAUAUCAUUACCUAUCCAGCAAAAUGAUAUCAUUACCUAUUCAGCCACAUGCAUGUGGACUGCAGACUGAGUGCAAAUGUACGUGUCCUCCAGACUGUGUGACUGAGGAAACUGAUAGUCAGUCCUCUGGCUGUAAUCAUGACCACUGACAUCCUCCAAGCUCACUCUCAGUGAUUAGGAAGUUUGUACAAACCCCUUGAACUGCUUGAUACAGGGGGGCAAGCUCCAUGCCAGGGUGAUGCAAACCAGAACCCAGACAUUUUGGACAGAGUUGAAUGUAUUUCAAAGGGACAAAGCAGCUCAUAUUGUUCUCCUGGUGUUCCGUGUUGACUUAAGACAAGUUCUUAGGUGGGUUGUCCCAUGGCUCUGGCUUUUAACACUGGAGGAGUGUAUUAUACAUGCAUUUGUAUCAUGCUGUUCUUGUUUUUUUUUAAGCACUUGCUCAUUGGAAUGAGGUGAGACCUCUUCCUCUGCCCCAGUCAUGACGUACGUGUGUGUGUGUGUGUGUGUGUGUGUAGGUCCAGGAAAGGUGUUGCAGCUUGAUUAAAAAAGUUGUAAAGGGAGAUAAGGGCACGGAGGGAGGGGGGUGGUCCCAGACGGACAGAUGGCAGCUGACAAAUGUUGUCGAGUGAGGAGAGCCAACUAAUAGGUGGCUGCUCUGACAGAUUAAACUCCUUUGUGUGUGUGUGUGUGUGUGUGUGUGUGUGUGUGUGUGUGUGUGUGUGUGUGUGUGUGUGUGUGUGUGUGUGUGUGUGUGUGUGUGUGGGUGUGGGUGUGGGUGUGGGUGUGGGUGUGGUUGUGGGUGUGUAUUGAAUCAGAUUGGGGAAGGCAUGAAUUAACUUGUUUUUAUUUGACAAAGAUGUGAAUACAUGCUGUACAAUGCUUUCAUGUGAUGAUUUGAAAUAAAAAAGUUUUCUGAUGAACUAAAA